CUGCGAAGGGUUUGCGCCUGCAAACCCUAACCUAACCAGAGUGAACGCGUUUUAUAACUAACAUUCAGUUGUAUUUUCCGUUUUUAUGUAUGAGUAACGCAGGGCUUGAUACAAAUUCUUCAGACUUUUUAUCUUUGAUGGGACUCAAAAGAGUUUUUCUGUUUGGCGCAGUUUUGGCAUUUUUGUGGUACGGGCACCAUCGAUGGUUCAAAGAAAAGGAGAAAUUCCCUAUCCAAGAAACAGCGAAUACUCAGGAAAGAAUACCAAUAGAACACGACGAGAGGUUGGUGUGAGGGCGAGUGAAAAGAGACUAAGGCGCAUAUACGAGAGAACCUAAACAUCACAAGAAACUUAAAAAUGACAAAGCAAAGAUGCAAGCCUUAGAGAGCAUUCGACGUCAUCGACAUAAUAUAUGAAAGGAUGUAGAUAUAGCACAAGCAACGAUGCGAGCCUUAGAGAGCAUUCGACGUCAUCGACAUAAUACAUAGAACGAUGUAGAUUUUUUAAUAGCAUACAUAGCACCUUGAUUGAAAAACAAUUAAAAAUUAAACAAACCGGAUACAGUAAAAACCCGCGUACAAAACAAGUGGAUUAAGAGCACCCAGGCCUGGUUUUAGGAAAUAAAAUACCAUUUAUAUAAGAACACAUUUAGCCUGAAAAAUGAAAGUUCUUAUAUUGAAAAAUACCAAAUAUCCAUGCACUGCUUUCAAUUGCUUACAAUGAAUGGGGGGAGGGUGAUAAAAAACAGAGAAAAUCAAAAGCAGUCAGUAGAAUACAAAUGUCCAUGGCAGCAGAGCGUCGAACUCACCUUGCAUCAGCACAAAGAACUGAGAUGUGUGCCAGCCUUUACCCACCCCGUCCCCUCUUAGGUACACUCGGACACAUACCUUGUAGCCCUAUUACGUCAUCUAUUCUGUUCCUUAAACAGCACUUGUCAGCCACCCUUAUUGUUAUUUGAUCUCGGAUAUAAUGUGCUAAAACUUGAAUUGAAGACUUUAUUUGCCAAUUUCAAUUUAGCUUCCCCAAAUCAGCCGAUGGAAAUGGAUGCUUUUUUAUUGUACUUUGCUAGGAUGACAAAAUGGCGGCUUACAGAGGCUGUUUAAGAAAAAAGUCCUUCGAUUCUUACAUUACCACAAAUGCUUACAUUAAGCGGCGGUUGUUACAUUAAGCGGCGAUACAGCCUCAGCUCACCUCGCGUCUGCGUUAAUUUCUAGAUAAUUCUCCCCUAUGCCUCGCUCGUGUAAUGUAAUCCGCCCACUCAUUUGCAGGAUUGGAAACCAAAAUUUAUAUGGUUCAUAACUAGACAAAGUGUAUCAGUUAUCAGUGUCAUUCCUACAGAAUGGAGUGUGCAGUUGUGUUUUUCAUGCUUGUCUUCGCGACCUUCCAUUUAAAAGUUGCUUGCCUCUCCUGUAUUUUCUGCGUUUCACCUUCAAACCCCGCAGCCUGCACAGACGAGUUCGAAAUCGGCUGUUGGUCGGGUAUGCAGUGUUUCUGGGCGGUUGGCCGAGUGUGGAAUGGUUCCGAGACCGUGAUAGUUUAUUCCAAGGGAUUUGCGCCAUGUCACACUAGGCAGAUUGCCUGCAACUAUAUCAACAGGACAAUCUCUGACAUCUGGUCAAAGGACGCUUACCUCGUUGACUGUAACCUUAAGUGUUGUGCUGGGCUCAACUGCAACGCGGGAGGAACAUUCCCUUCAAUUCCACCGAGCAGUCCACCCCGAACAACGCCACACCCGACUGCGCACACCACCCCCCACACAAUACCCGCUGCUGGACAUACCUGGAGAUGUGCUUACUGCGCAUGGUCUGUUUGGUGGACCGCACUCCUAUUAGCUAUUAACACGUGCCUUUAUCAGUAAAAGCAUCAUUCAAAACA
Messenger RNA from Nematostella vectensis (starlet sea anemone), 1875 nucleotides. RefSeq lists its product as uncharacterized. The record is from RefSeq and is a predicted model, not a curated record. Lineage: Eukaryota; Metazoa; Cnidaria; Anthozoa; Actiniaria; Edwardsiidae. The transcript has 4 exons. Bases 1340 to 1858 code for a protein of 172 amino acids.